Molecule: messenger RNA, 660 nt
Organism: Letharia columbiana
Lineage: Eukaryota; Fungi; Ascomycota; Lecanoromycetes; Lecanorales; Parmeliaceae
Exons: 1
Coding region: 1-660 (219 amino acids)
Source: RefSeq, a predicted model, not a curated record
AUGUCUCCACAUGACUACUUACCUUCGCUUUUCUUAACAUUCCAUCUUUCCUUCCUCAACAUUACACACAUCCCUAAAAGAAAAUCCUCUACAACUCAACGUCCACAAUCAACAGACCUCCAUAACCACACUUUCCACGACGCGACCAUGACAUCGCCCAAGCCCGAACCCAAGCCCCAAGGCUCACCGGUCCCCCCCACCGCUCCCCCACCAGAGCCUAGCCGUCUGAGACUCCCUGGAAACUAUGUCUCCGCAAAACACCCGCAGGCCUUCCACCCCCCUCACGAGCUCGUCAUCAUCGAAAACGAAUUCAACAACUACAAAUCCGCCGGUCGCGUCAGCGACACCCCCGUCUACCGCGUUGUCGAAAAAGACGGCGAGUAUGCAAGCUUCGCGAUUUACUACUUGCUUGAGAAUGUGCAGACGAAGGAGGUGCCGGAGCAGUGGCGUGAGAAGGAUGAGCUGAGGCUUUUUCCAGGCCAAAUGAUCACUGAGAGAUGGUGGGACCUUGACGAGAAGGGUCGGGUGGUGGCGAAGUGGAUGGAAGACUGGGACGCAGAGAAGCUGGCUCGUGGUGAUGAUGGCGAGACCUUCGGGGACGAAGAGACACUGCGUCGAGAUAAUGAUGAGAACGAGAGGCAGGCGGUGAGGCGAAGCUGA